AUGUCAGAGCUGCCAGUGAAAGAUAACAAACUUACAAUCAAGGCCAUCACAUAUGAAACACAUGCAACGCCCUUGGUUUUGAAAGACUAUGACAUUCCUGUUCAGGACGGGGAGAAAAUCGUGAAACCAACAGAAGUUUUAGUCAAAGUGAAGGCGGUUGCAUUAAAUCCUGUUGACUCCAUUCUAAAGCAGCUUAGUAAUAGGUGGUUUGGUCCAAAGACCAAAAUUGCCGGCGGUGAUUUUGCAGGUGUCGUUGUGAAGGCUGGUGUAAACUCUGGCUAUAAGGUUGGUGAUCGACUCUAUGGUGAUGUGUUUAGUGCCACUGGAAGAGGCUCAUUUGCAAACUACAUUUUAUUUGAACCGUCUAAAGUUCCAAUCUGUGAGAAAAUCCCCGAGGGUAUGUCAUACGAUGAAGCCUCCUCCUUGGCGUGCGUCUCCAACACUGCAUUUAUCUGCUUGUACCAGUAUAAGGGAGACUUGAAGGACAAGAAUGUUUUGGUUUUAGGUGCAGGCACAAGCGUUGGUUUUUUUGCUGUUCAAUUUGCCAAGCACUACUUCGGUGCCUCCAACGUUGUAGCUACUUGUUCUUCCAAAUCUAGCCAAAAGACCACCAAUGCAGGUGCAGAUUUUGUCAUUGACUACAAGAAGGGCAACGAUUAUAAGUUAUCCGAAUUGAAGAAAUUUGCUGCUCAACACGGCAAGUUUGAUAUUAUUUGUGAUUGUGUAAGAGAUGAAACUGUUAUGGACAUCUUUGAUGACAUCCUAAAACCAUCUUCUGAGGGCGGCAUUUUCAGUCAAGUUGCUGGCUCUUACACUCUCAACUAUGAGAAUCUAAGGGUGUGGGACAGUAUUCCUAGCUGGAAGUUCCUGAAGAACUCGCUACUAUCAAAACUGGGGUUGGCCAAAUACUCCUCAGUCACCAUUUUCACCGCACGCAACCCUAACUACGGUCCUGCUAUCGAGAAACUUUACAAAGAAGGUAACUUAAAGAUUGUUAUUGACUCCAAAUAUGAUGCCUAUACCCAAUUUGAAGAGGCGUUCAAAAAGAUAUCUACUUGUUCUGCCCACGGUAAAAUCAUACUUGAGUUUGACAAGUCAGAUUGA
Molecule: messenger RNA, 1104 nt
Organism: Pichia kudriavzevii
Lineage: Eukaryota; Fungi; Ascomycota; Pichiomycetes; Pichiales; Pichiaceae
Exons: 1
Coding region: 1-1104 (367 amino acids)
Cellular component (GO): mitochondrion
Molecular function (GO): oxidoreductase activity
Source: RefSeq, a predicted model, not a curated record